GUACCUACAUGUAAAGCACUAACCUAGGUACACCGCACAGCGCCGUAUAAAAGUACAUAGGUAAGUAUCCAAGGUUGGCUCCUUGCAGGGACUUUGCAUUACAAACGCAACGACAUUUCCGAGCUGGCUCGGGCAAGCCUAGAAGCUCUUCAUCUUUGCCCAGGAGCGCGUCAACUCCAUACCUAGAGAAAGCCAUGGCGCGACAACGAAAAGCGGCCAAACCAACGCUUGUAAAACGCAAAGAUGGAGGGCUCCCCACACCCUUCAGACGACCGCCCGAGGUUCUCAAGCCCAUCAUCGACACCUUGGAUGAGAAGUGCGUGUACAUCAUGCACAUUGACAACAAGCCUCGAAGCUUCAAGCGCCAGGUAUUCAUGGUACCCGUACUUCUGAAUCUUGCCAUUGCCGCUCUUUUCAUCUGGCGAAUGUACUACAUCUUACCCUACUAUCUCAGCCUCCUGGCUUCGGUUUUGGGUUAUUGGAACGAGACAACCAUGUUCGCAGAUGAGAUGACGUGGGAGGAGAUUCUGCCUGAAAUUGGCCGUCGUGCGGCUACCUUUAUGCUUGACCUUCUACUUUUCGUCUUCCUAUGGCCUUGGCCAGUCGAGUUCUGCUUCGGACAGCACCACGGCAAUCCCGUGGCCUGGCGCUGGGCUGUCGGCUUCCGUGACCGGGAGGUUAUAGUCCGCCGCAGCCGCAAGUGGAGUGAGGAUAUGGGCGACGUGGUGAAUGACGGCGAGGAUGGCACAAACGCGGCGCGUAGCUACUUCCUGGCCCGUGUGAGCAUCGCUACCUCUCCAAUGGUGCUAGGUGACAAAACAGGCUACGUGAUGAUGGAUGGUGACUGGGAUCUCGACUGGGGCGCCAUGAUGGACGCCACGGAGAUGGUUGAUAAGAAGAUGGCAGCCAUUGAGGCGUUUACGCUUGUCAUUCUCGUGCACCAAGACGACUGGGGAUGGCUUGUCGUGGAUCUCAAAGGUGAAGAACUAGCGCGGGAAACCGGUCGCCGCAGACAGAUCUAUGUAUUUCGGGACGCGCUCACCAACAUAGGGAAGGAGGACCUAUUCUACCGCUGGAUUGAGAUCGUUCAGUUCGAGUCAUCGCAACCUGGCGGAUUCAGCGUAGAGAGACAGGAGAAGACGGCCCAGCAGAUCAGAGAAUUAUUCCUCAAGGAGGGUAUCGACUUUGACCAGUUCUGGAAGGACAGCGUUGGCACAGAUUCAGCCAUGGGCAUCUAGUACCGGACGGGACGAACAUUCAAGAGGGGAGCCAGCGUCAUAGCUUGCAAAGGACACGUUGCGCGUUUAUCUCGCAAUAAAAAGUAGUAGUACUCGAUCAGCUGCUCAGGGCGCAAGUAUUAAUUUGAGAAACCUGUCGGUAUGGGUGAGAUUAUAAACCAGCCUCAAGCAGCGAGAGACAACGCGGCACUUAUUCCGCAAAUGGAAACAGCCAACUCUCAAGAGACACACAAAUUCCGCGAGCAAGUGAGCAAUCGCAGAUAUCUAAAAGAUCCAGGGCACUUCCUUGAAUGUCAAGCGACUUCAGAUUUUGACAUCUGACGGAGCAUGCUCUUUUAUUAGGUACUACAUACAUUAGCCAAAUUCUGUGAUCAAGCACCUAGUUAAUUCAUCAAUGAUCGGGGUUGGUAUGCUCCCGCUUCUUCGCAUCCAUUCUCUUGACAAAAACGAUUACGAUUAAUGUUAGAUAAACCGAGCGGGAUGAAACGGAGAUUUAUCGGCUGAGAAGUUUCUCAACAAUAGGUAUCACGUAAUACCAACACCUCCUCGCUUAUGUUGGGUCCGAUACGUUGGUUCA
Molecule: messenger RNA, 1815 nt
Organism: Xylaria bambusicola
Lineage: Eukaryota; Fungi; Ascomycota; Sordariomycetes; Xylariales; Xylariaceae
Exons: 1
Coding region: 195-1238 (347 amino acids)
Source: RefSeq, a predicted model, not a curated record